AUGCACCUUAACCAAUACCAUUUGCUCUCGUCGUCUCAACUUAUUCGGGAGGAAGAUGAAGAGGUUGAAGCAGAAGGUGCUAAUUAUCAGCUUGAAAUGAUGAGGUGCUUGAGAGAGGUUAAUGUCGACAAUAACACUGUUGGAUGGUAUCAAUCAACUUUAUUUGGCUCUUUUCAAACGGUGGAACUCAUUGAGACUUUCAUGAACUAUCAGGAGAAUAUCAGGCGAUGUGUUUGUAUUGUUUACGAUCCAUCAAGAUCCAACCAAGGCAUCCUAGCUUUGAAGGCCUUGAAGCUUUCUGAUUCAUUCAUGGAUCUUUAUAAGAAUAAUAACUUCAUUGGUGAAAAGUUGAGGGAGAAGAAUCUUUCAUGGGUGGAUAUCUUUGAGGAGAUUCCUAUUAAAGUUUCAAAUUCUGCUCUUAUCAGUGCUUUUAUGACUGAACUGGAGACUGAUACCCCUGUCAAACAGUGUGACUACGACAGGUUACAACUGUCUACAAAUCCAUUCUUAGAGAGGAAUAUGGAGUUUCUGGUCGAAUGCAUGGAUGAUUUGUCAAUGGAACAACAAAAGUUUCAAUUCUACUACAGGAAUCUCUCUCGUCAACAAGCUCAGCAGCAAGCCUGGCUUCAGAAAAGAAGGAAUGACAACAUGCAACGAAAGGCUGCUGGAGAAGAACCAUUGCCUGAAGAGGAUCCUUCAAAUCCCGUUUUCAAGCCUAUCCCUGAACCAUCACGAUUGGAUAGUUUUCUCAUAACAAAUCAAAUUUCCAACUACUGCAACCAAAUUAAUGGUGUUGCUGGACAAAGCUUUAGUCGAUUAUAUCUGAUGAAGGCUCUGCACGAGGAUUAA
Messenger RNA from Fraxinus pennsylvanica, 849 nucleotides. NCBI's taxonomy places the organism in Eukaryota, Viridiplantae, Streptophyta, Magnoliopsida, Lamiales, Oleaceae. The record is from the annotation of a GenBank genome assembly.